CCGGCCCAUGAUCAUUCAUACCAUACGGCCAUACUUCUAUGAUUUAUCUGGUGAUGUGACACAGUAAUCGCGUUGCUCAUGCAGCCAGGCACCAUGAACCUGAUGGUUACUCACAAACACCACCUCUCCCCUUCACUCCUCCCACACACAAUUCACAGACUCGAAGCCUCCAAAAUUAAACUCAACCAUCAGGAAGCAACCUCUCCUCUUCCCCCGCCAAUUGAACAAUUCAACCUGGAAGAGACCAAGCAAAUCCAUUCCCACAUGAUCAAAACCCAUUUUGACCCAAGCCAUCCCCUUCCCUUUGACUCCAUUCAACGGCAUUCCAGCCCUGCCUCACAAUUCAACUUCCUCAUCACUUCAUACAUCAAGAACAACAGACCCAGAGACGCGCUAUCAAUCUAUGCUCAUAUGCGCAACUCCGAUGCCGAAGUCGACAAUUUUACCGUACCGUCCAUCCUCAAAGCAUGCAGCCAGCUCUCGUGGGAACAGCAAGGGAAAGAGAUACAUGGGUUCGUAUUAAAGAAUGGAUUGGAUAUGGAUGUUUUUGUGAAUAAUGCAUUGAUACUUGUGUAUGCUGAAUGUGGAAGCAUCAACUCAGCACGGCAGAUGUUCAAUAAAAUGCCGGAAAGAGAUGUGGUGUCUUGGAGUACGAUGAUCAGAACCUAUAGUCGGAGUACCUCCUACGAUGAAGCAUUGGAUCUCAUCAGAGAAAUGCAUCACUUGCAAGUGAGGCCCAGUGAAAUUGCCAUGAUAAAUAUGAUAAAUCUUUUUGCAGACAUUGGGAUAAUGGAGAUAGGGAGGCCUAUGCACGCUUAUGUCAUAAAAAGCAGCAGCUCUGUAUCAAUUCGCACUCCUACUGUUACUGCUUUGAUAGACAUGUAUGCCAAGUGUAGAAGUAUAACUCUAGCGCGACGGCUUUUUGACAGAUUAACACACAAAAGCAUUGUGUCAUGGACUGCCAUGAUAGCAGGAUACAUUCGUUGCAAUUGCUUUGAAGAGGGAGUGAAACUUUUUGUGGAGAUGCUGGAAGAAGGUGUGAUUCCUAACGAGAUUACGAUGCUCAGUCUGGUUUUAGAGUGUGGAUCUACAGGGGCUAUAGAGCUGGGCAAGCAACUGCAUGCCUACAUACUCAGAAAUGGAUUUAACAUGUCGGUUGCUUUAACCACAGCUCUGGUUGAUAUGUAUGGCAAGUGUGGUAGGAUUUCAAGUGCAAGAGCCCUCUUUGAUGCUAUGGACGAGAGAGAUGUCAUGACAUGGACUGCUAUGAUCUCAGCAUAUGCACAGACCAAAUGCCUUAACCAGGCUUUAGAUCUAUUUAUCCUUAUGAGAAAUGCAGGCAUAAAGCCCAAUGAGGUAACCAUGGUGAAUAUCCUUCCGCUGUGUGGAGAUGCAGGAGCCCUCGAUUUAGGCAAAUGGAUCCAUGCUUACAUAGACAAGCAAGGGAUACAUACAGAUGUUGUUCUAAUGACGGCACUGGUAGAUAUGUACGCCAAGUGUGGAGACAUAGACGCUGCACGGUGGAUAUUCACUAAAGCUACCAACAGGGACAUCUGCAUGUGGAACGCUAUGAUGAGUGGGUUUGCCAUGCAUGGUUGUGGUGAGAAAGCCUUGGAACUCUUCUUGGAAAUGGAGAGAAGAGGAAUCAAACCCAAUGAUAUUACAUUCAUAGGGGUUCUUCAUGCUUGUAGUCAUGCUGGAUUAGUGGCUGAAGGACAGAGGCUUUUUGGUAGAAUGGUACAUGAAUUUGGCUUGAACCCUAAGGUUGAACACUAUGGAUGUAUGGUGGAUCUUCUUGGUCGAGCUGGACUGCUUGACAAGGCACAUGAAAUGAUAAACAGCAUGCCCAUCAGGCCAAAUGCCAUCGUCUGGGGGGCCCUGCUUGCUGCCUGUAAGAUUCAUAAAAAUACAACAUUGGGGGAAUUGGCUGCAAGACAGCUUCUUGAGCUGGAACCCCUUAACUGUGGUUACAACGUACUGCUAUCAAAUAUCUAUGCAUCUGCAAAAAGAUGGAAUGAUGUUGCAGAGGUAAGAAGAACUAUGAAGGAAACGGGAAUUAAGAAAGCACCGGGACUAAGUUCAAUUGAAGUAAACGGGGUGGUUCAUGAGUUUAUAAUGGGUGAUCGGACACAUCCAAAAACCCAAGAAAUCUAUGAAAUGCUAGGUGAAAUGAUGAAGAASCUGAAACACAUAGGCUAUGUGGCCAACACAUCAAUGGUUCUACUUAACAUAGAUGAGGAAGAAAAAGAAACAGCACUUAACUAUCAUAGUGAGAAAUUGGCCAUGGCUUUUGCUCUUAUUAGUACAGCUCCAAGCACCCCCAUUCGAGUUGUGAAGAAUUUACGUGUUUGUGAUGAUUGUCACUCUGCUACUAAACUUUUUUCUAAGAUCUAUGGAAGAGUAAUUAUAGUCAGAGACCGCAAACGCUUCCACCACUUCAGUAAUGGAUCUUGUUCUUGUGGAGAUUAUUGGUAGUGGUGUGAAAGGAGAUAUCAUGGUUCAAAGCAUCCACACAUUAUUUUUUGAAGUUGUUGAUACACAAAAUACAAAGAAUGAUAUGUGUAGGUGUGAAGUUCAAGCCCGUUAAACUUUUUGAGCAUUGUGUUUGGCCCACUUGGAAGAGGAAGAACUGGUGGUGUGAAGGAGAGUGGCUUGGUUUGAAACCAGCAACUUUGCCCAAUGGUGUUGUGUAACGUUAUAUUUAAAUCACCAAUGCAAAACCAUGAGUCUCUAUAGGUGGCACAAUAUCCUUUCA
Nelumbo nucifera (sacred lotus) is the source of this 2755-nucleotide messenger RNA. Lineage: Eukaryota; Viridiplantae; Streptophyta; Magnoliopsida; Proteales; Nelumbonaceae. The record is from RefSeq and is a predicted model, not a curated record.